Messenger RNA from Naegleria fowleri, 2127 nucleotides. RefSeq lists its product as uncharacterized. Bases 1 to 2127 code for a protein of 708 amino acids. The record is from RefSeq and is a predicted model, not a curated record. The transcript has a single exon. NCBI's taxonomy places the organism in Eukaryota, Heterolobosea, Eutetramitea, Acrasida, Naegleriidae.
AUGUCCACACUAUUCAGAGGAAGUGCUUGCUUUUGUCCCUCCCUCUACUGGAUGAUUACAGGAGAGGUUGAACUUGAGAAGGAGCCUUUACCGAAUGAGCACGAGGAUCUUUCUCAUCUCUUGUUCUCUUCAAAGUCAAAUCAAACGAAGCAACAACCAUCGUCAUCAUCGAGUAUGAAGAGAAAUCAACAAACCAAGAACCAUCACGACCAUGAUAUUAGCCUUUCUUCAAUGUCAGGUUUGGCAUUUGGUGACUAUUCUGAACAGGUAACACCACAAACCACACUCCGAAGAAGAGAGCUCCUUGUGGAGAACACUCAGGAAGAACAAGCAAUUCUUAUUAUUUGUAAUUUAGAGGCAGAGGCAAAUGGUGGUGGUUCUUCUUUGAUGACUGCCAGCAAAAAGCAGCCAAAGCAAAAGAGUAACAAAUCUUCUUCCAAAGUGAUUCACCGUUCACAAUUGGCAACUGGACAAGUAUUGUACAUUCCCAAAUCGAAAGUGUAUGUGAAUGGUACACAUGACCAACAGGAAGAGGUCUCUCGCUUGAAUGGUCAAUCUGCGAUCAAGUAUUUGGUGGUUGCAAGUCAUGUCAAACUAGUUCCUCGUAAGAGUGCCAUCUUCAAUUUUUUCGAGAAUACUCUUGAAUUAAGGUUGUCUCAAUAUCAACAAAGAUGGAGACAGCAUCAUGACACAGAGGAGUAUGUUGGAGGGGAGGAGAGGAUGCUACAACGAAUCACCACUUCACAUUCGAAUAUGUCAUUCAAUGGUCACAUGUUGCAACAUGACGAGAGAAAAUUUGUUAACUCAGCACAAAAAGAUGUUUCUGGCACCCUUAGUCAUGAGGCUGAACAGAAGAAGAGAAAACUCGUAGAUACCUCGGUACAAUGUGAAAAAGAGGAAUUGACAACCCGUAGAGAGCAUUCAAUAACCAAGCGUAAUAAUUCUGCAGCCACGAUGUCGAAUCAGAAUACACCUCAAACUUGCCUUGACCCUCUGUCUGAUGACGAAGUGACACCAUCAUUUCAACACAAAACUCAGUCUCCUUUAAACUUCUACGAUUCUACUACACGAUUUGAAAUUGAACAGAAACGAGUGGACCUAUUCAAGCAAAAGCUGAGGGAAAUUGUUAAAAAGCAUACUAGUACCAGCAAUCCAUGUUCCAUUGCACAAAUUCAACUUCCUGACCGAACAAGUAAGAGAACAAAGAAAACCAGAGAACCAAAGAAUGUUCACACAUCAGCAAAAUCAAGUGUAUACUUAGAAAAGGAUGAUACUUCUGAAAUGUCUGUAACUUCAUCGAUUGCUUCAUUCAUGUCUGAUUCUCCCAUGUUAGAUUUGAACAAAUCCUUUAGAAUUUCGAAUGCUGCUGAGUGUAAAGAAAAGCCAACAGCAAACCUGAACGAGGCCUUCCUAAUUAGUGACUCUCAAACGGGUGCAUACAUGGACGAGACAUGUGUUUCUGGUUGCGUUUCAGGUGGUGAAACUCCAAGCAUGUCUCAUGAAGCCAAACAUCGAGGGGCCACUCAGCUUCAUGGUUCAACGAAGGCCGUUCUGAAUGGUAGUGGUGACAAUAGUAAGGAAGUUUCACACAUUUCCAUGACACCCUCUCUGUUGACUCCAUCUUCGCCAAUCGAAAUGGUACGUUACCAACCAGCGGUGGCCACACGAACGGAGAGCAAAGAUCUCAAUUCUUCAGAGAUUCAUGAAACAUCGCUCACACACAUUUCAGAUGGUGAUAAUACUGUGAGCAUUUUCAUGGAGGACUCUCCUGUUGAAUCUAAGGAAAAUCAACCCUCAGUACUUGAAGACUCAAAGGUGUCACACUCAUCAAGUAUGAACUAUUUCAAUAACUCCACGACAAGGGAACAUCAGUCUAUCCAAUCCUCCACCAACGCCAAAGUGGUCGAAGGAGGCUCACAAAGCACUUCUCGCAUCACCAAGUCACCAAAAAGUGGAAGAAUGUCAAACAAGUACGGCACUUAUUGCGCACCAUCCAUCAUUGAUACUUCUCCAAUUCCCACGUCGUCAUCAUUCGUCACUCCUUCUCAACCUUCACAAGAUGACAGCGGUCUUUUGAAUGCAGCUCAGCUACUUUCGAGUAUUAAGAGCCCGAACAUGGAAAAGUAA